AUGUUCGAAAAACGGUUCAAACGUCCAAGUGUAGCGAAUGGAGAUGGGUUAAUAUUGUACUGCAACCAAUACAGUUACUACUGCCACAAGGUUCUACAGGCACUGCACGAGAAAGGGAUACGGUUCACCAAGUACGAUAUCGAUGUAACGAACGAUGAGCACUUUUCCGAAUGGUUUCUGGAGCUCAAUCCACGGGCCGAGUUGCCGGUGCUGCAGAAUGGAUUGCUGAUCGUGCCCGGAUCGUCCCGUAUACUGGACUAUCUGGAGGAAAACUAUCCUAAAAACAAACCGCUACGCAUGCCACUCGGAACGGAUAAACUGCUACACGGCUUUCGUCAAACGAUCGAAAGCCUGCCGAUCGGUGUGAUAACUAUUGGAUCCUUUCUUCACCCACAGCACGUCGGUAGUCCAAAGUUUCCGUUCGUUAUGCCCGUGCGUCAAACGAUCCUCGCACGCGAGGAGACACUUUCACAACGGCUUCGUUCCUACGCCACCGAGUAUCUUGCAUUUGCGGAGGUUCUACUAAAGAAAGCUGACUUUCACGAUCGUAAGCGAAAUAUAAUUGCGAGCGAGGAAUACUUCUGCAAGCUUUUGGAUGCGUUGGAUGAAUUUAUAACCAGUGUUGAACAGUAUCUAGCUACGAUCGAUAUCGACGCGUGUUGGUUGAUCGGGUCCGAUACGUUCACACUGGUCGACAUCAGUCUCGGUACGUUGCUGCACCGAUUGUACGUACUUGGACUGGAGGAUCGUUUCUGGGGUGCCGGAAAACGUAGACCCAACGUAGGACGAUACUUUGCAAAAAUGUGCGCACGUGACUCGUUUCAAAGUGUACUGCCGUCGAAGGUGUCAAUUUUGCGCACGGUCUGGAUAAAUACGCCACCGGUGUAUAAGGCGGGAUUGGCCGCCGUUUCGUCCGUUUUGAUCAGUUCCACACUUUUGAAGCGAUAG
This is a messenger RNA of Anopheles maculipalpis, 948 nucleotides long. It is a transcript of the gene Gdap1, whose product is annotated as ganglioside-induced differentiation-associated protein 1. Lineage: Eukaryota; Metazoa; Arthropoda; Insecta; Diptera; Culicidae. Bases 1 to 948 code for a protein of 315 amino acids. The transcript is spliced from 3 exons. Gene Ontology annotation, biological process: mitochondrial fission; mitochondrial fusion. Gene Ontology annotation, cellular component: mitochondrial outer membrane. The record is from RefSeq and is a predicted model, not a curated record.